UUGACGUUCAACUGGUGGUAGCAAGGUCUGUAGAAGUCUUUACGGUUGGCAGUAUGUAUUUCAUCUCAUUAUUUUCACACUCUGACAGAUUACCAUAGACAAAUACAAAUGUUGCCUAAUCUGCAGUCAUGUCACUAAUCCAGAGAUUACAGAAAUCAUGAUGUCCAGCCAUAAUCCAUCUUUGCUGUGAAUGCGUUUCCUUUCCUUCCCAAAAAGUGAGGUUUAUCCCUAUUUAUAGAUUUUGUAUAAAUUUUGUGUGUCACUUAUAGUUUUCUGUUUGUGAUAAAUCGUAGGCAACUUAAGGAGAAGAUGUCUUCAGGAAGACCAAUCAAGUGCGUGGUUGUCGGUGAUGGCACUGUCGGAAAGACGUGCAUGCUUAUAUCGUACACCACAGACAGUUUUCCUGGUGAAUAUGUACCCACAGUAUUUGACAACUAUUCAGCACCAAUGGUGGUGGACGGAGUAGCAGUCUCUCUAGGCCUGUGGGACACAGCGGGGCAAGAGGAUUAUGACAGACUUAGGCCUUUAAGCUACCCACAGACUGAUGUCUUCCUCAUAUGCUUUAGUGUCACAAGCCCGUCAUCAUACGAAAAUGUUACUUCCAAAUGGUAUCCAGAAAUUAAACACCACUGCCCUGACGCACCUAUUAUUUUAGUUGGGACAAAGAUCGACUUGCGAGAUGACCGCGAGACACUCAGCCUGCUGUCCGAGCAGGGCAUGUCACCGCUAAAGCGAGAACAGGGACAGAAGCUGGCGAACAAAAUUAGGGCCGUCAAGUACAUGGAGUGCUCGGCGCUAACGCAACGCGGGCUCAAACAGGUGUUCGACGAGGCCGUGCGCGCGGUGCUGCGGCCGGAGCCUCAGAAGAGGCAUCAGCGGAAAUGUCUCAUCAUGUAAAUAUGCCAAGACAGCACUGAACGUGACAGCAGUUGAAUCUCCAACAGUAAUAAUCUGUUUCUACACCGGUCACUUGCUCACAAUCCGUUAUAUCGUUGCUCAUACCUGAAUACUCUCUUAGCUGGUAAAUUAACUGCAAAUCUCAAAAUGCUCUCUCGAAUAGGCGCUUCCUUCUCAGAUUAACAAAUGGCGGCCAUUAAAUUUUUUAUAUAAAUAGAACAAUCGCGAUCAAAAUCUAUCUCUAGAUCCAGAUUGCUUACGAAUAUGAAUGAAUCAGUAUUCAAAACUUGAAAAAGAAACAGCCGUUUAGAUUUUAUUUAUUAGACUGAUUUUGUUCGCAAACGAUAUUUCAUGCUCCAAUUCAGCAAUUAACAUUUAGUUUUCCUGCCUCUCUUUUGAAAAAUCUUUAUUUAAAAAGUGGCUUAGUGAUAUCUUGUAUAUUACUAAAUUAAAAAUUCCGUAUACUUACCAAAUAUGUCAAAUGCUUCCUUCGGCAAUUUCUUUGAAAUUGUAUCAGUACCGCUCCCUUUUAAAUGUGCCAUAGACAACAUUCAACUUUUUUAUGCAUGUGAUAUUCAGAUCAUCACAAUUUAUAUAUUGCUGUAGAAAGCAAAUGGUUAUGCCAAAGAUUUAUGAAUAGAUAUAAGUGUCAGUAAAUAUGUGUAGAUAUUAUUGUAAAGAAUCUCCAGCGGUUAGAAACAAAUUGUUACUGUUAAGAAUAAAAUGAAUACUAUUAUUUUUGUACAUGCAACCUCGAUAGGAAGCUUUUGAGAUAUAUUCUUAUGCGACUUCCGAACAAGGACUGACCUUAGACGCUAGUUAUAUUGACAUACUCAAUAUGUUCAAUAAUUUAGUUGCGAAAA
Cydia pomonella (codling moth) is the source of this 1760-nucleotide messenger RNA. It is a transcript of the gene Mtl, whose product is annotated as ras-related C3 botulinum toxin substrate 1. The transcript has 6 exons. The coding region runs from base 310 to 897 and encodes 195 amino acids. Gene Ontology annotation, molecular function: GTPase activity; GTP binding. The record is from RefSeq and is a predicted model, not a curated record. NCBI's taxonomy places the organism in Eukaryota, Metazoa, Arthropoda, Insecta, Lepidoptera, Tortricidae. Gene Ontology annotation, biological process: small GTPase-mediated signal transduction.